This is a messenger RNA of Drosophila bipectinata, 980 nucleotides long. RefSeq names its product Bride of doubletime (gene Bdbt). Gene Ontology annotation, molecular function: protein binding. NCBI's taxonomy places the organism in Eukaryota, Metazoa, Arthropoda, Insecta, Diptera, Drosophilidae. The record is from RefSeq and is a predicted model, not a curated record.
ACUGACGAAUGAAUUAGCUUUUGUUAAACUUCUGAAAUUGAACAACAGCUUUAUUAUUGGAAAUGGAUUGGUACGUGGGCACUGAAUGGGAGGACAAGAGCCGCGGCCUGGCCAAGAAGGUCCUUAGCCUCCAGUUCCGGGACAUGGAAAAGCCAACAACUGCCAGCACAGUGCAGUUCAGCGUUAACAAGAAAUGCGCCAAUCUGGGAAAUCGUGCCAGCAGCUAUUUAACCAGCGAUGAAUCCUCAACCUACCCAGCACAGCACUCCCUGGAAAUGGGCACGUCCUUGACACCAGUGGACUGCUAUUUGGAGAUUCUACUGCAACAGUUCCUGCCUGGAGAAACAGCCGCCUGCAGUAUUGCCACAAAAGCCGGUGAACGGAUCGAGUUUGAGCUGAAGCUGGACAGGAUCGUGAAGAACACACAGGUGGACAAGCUGAAUGCCGCCGAGACCUAUGAUUUGGCCUUACGCCUCAAGGAAAGUGGAGUGUUCACGUUUAAAGCUUAUCCAAAGUUUGCAUUUGAUUACUUUAUAAGGGCUGCCAAGUUGCUCAUCACGUACAAGCCGUUCGACAAGCUUACCAAGAAAUCGAACGGCAUAAACGGGAGCACAGUCGAGGAGCUAUUCGUCCAGAUCCACACUAACCUGGCGGCUUGCUAUCUGCAGGAGAAACGCUACGAGGACGUCAUCUACGCCACGCAGUUCGUGGAGACCGCCGAGAGUCCAACUGAAAAGAGCAUUUACAGACGUGCCAUGGCCUACUAUCAUCUCAAGGAGUUUGCGAAGGCACAGGCCACCAUCGAGCGGGUCCCUGGCUACGAGGACAAGCGGGAGUUUAGCAAACUGCGCGACAACAUCGCCUCGAGCUGGAAGGACAGCAAUGCCCACUAUAAGGAGGUAGUACAACGCAUGUUCAGCUAAGUCUUAUUAAGAUUGUCGCAAAGUGUUUAUAAAAUAGUUAAUAUAUUUAAAACUCUA